Messenger RNA from Pieris macdunnoughi, 378 nucleotides. NCBI's taxonomy places the organism in Eukaryota, Metazoa, Arthropoda, Insecta, Lepidoptera, Pieridae. The record is from the annotation of a GenBank genome assembly.
AUGGCGCGCGUUUUAUUAGUUGCUUGUGUGAUUUUUCUUUUUAAAUGUCCUGAUACGCAAGGGAGGUUUCUCGUGGUACCGGAAGAUGUAGCUAUGCUGUUUACUACUAUAUACGGUUUCGCACCACCUAUACGCAAAGGUAACGAUCACCGCAUUGGAUUCGGGUAUCGCUUUGGGAACCACGCAGAUUUCCAAGUACUGUAUGAAUUAGGACCGCAAACUACUACUAAGGAGUUGCAGUCAAUUGACGUAAGAUCCCAACCACUGUCGGAUCGCAAAAGUCGAAGACCUAUAGUGGAUAUGUUGGUGCGCGCUGGUCUUGUCAAAGAUGCAUCUUAUAACAACAACGUUGUUGAACAACACGAUGAGCCGAAAUAA